Molecule: messenger RNA, 1074 nt
Organism: Cloeon dipterum
Lineage: Eukaryota; Metazoa; Arthropoda; Insecta; Ephemeroptera; Baetidae
Product: hydroxysteroid dehydrogenase-like protein 2
Exons: 6
Coding region: 123-998 (291 amino acids)
Cellular component (GO): mitochondrion
Source: RefSeq, a predicted model, not a curated record
UGGAGCGUAGUGAUGAAGAGAUGCUAAUUUUUUUAUCUAAUAAUCCUAACCUCUUAUGUGUUAAAAAUUAUUUCUGGUAUUUUCCAUUUUUAUCCUAAUAUAAGCAAAACAGUCCACAUAGUAUGUCUCUGGCUGGGAAAACUAUUUUCAUCACUGGAGCAAGUCGAGGAAUUGGCAAGGCAAUUGCGUUGCGCGUUGCCCGCGAUGGAGCCAAUGUGGUGAUUGCCGCAAAAACCGCCGAGCCGCAUCCUAAAUUGCUCGGCACCAUCUACUCUGCUGCAAAAGAAGUGGAAGAGGCGGGCGGCCAAGCAUUGCCCUGCGUGCUCGACCUGCGCGAUGACAAAAGCGCCGCACGGGCGGUCCAGGAGGCCGUGCAGCGCUUUGGAGGCAUCGAUGUUUUGGUCAAUAAUGCAGGUGCCAACGCCGUCACCUCGGUGCUUGACACGGUGAUGAAGAACUACGACCUGAUGCACAAGAUCAACGGCAGAGCAGUUUUCCUCAUGUCACAGCUUUGCAUUCCGCACCUUUUGAAGGGAAACAAUCCGCACAUCUUGAAUAUCAGUCCGCCGCUGAAUAUGUCGCCGCAUUGGUUCAAUAGGACCUUGUCGUACACGAUUUCAAAAUAUGGAAUGUCCAUGUGCACGCUUGGGAUGGCAGCGGAAUUUGAAAAGAAGAUCGCCGUGAAUUCUCUGUGGCCGAAGACUGGAAUUUGGACGGCUGGCCUGCAAAAAAUAACCAAUCGAGACAAGGACGAGUCUUUGGCCAAAUAUUCCAGGAAGCCUGAUAUUAUGGCUGAUGCAGCUCAUUCAGCCCUGACAAAGGACACUUCUUUCACUGGCAAUUUUCUAGUCGAUGAAGAUUUUUUGAGGUCUGAGGGUGUUCAAGAUUUUGACCACUACGCAAUUGAUCCAAAAAAUAAGGAUAACCUGAUGCCAGAUGGAUACUUGGAGGGGACAUCACCAAAAGAAUUUUACGAGUUUCUAAAGAAAAACCUGUGAUUUAACGAGUUACAUUUUUUAUUCACUCUCAAAAAUGCAAUUUUCGCCAUUUUAAUAGAAUCUUAUGAAAACGUAA